GCCAUGCACACUCCAAGCACACACAAAGCAAGAACCUCGAGCUGAUCUACUAGCUACCUAGUACUCUCAUCUUCUUCACUAGCUUUUGCUUGAUCAAUUGCAGCAAUGGCGGCGAAGGCAGCGCUCGUUCUAGCGGUGAGCCUCCUGGUGGUGGCCGUGGCGAGCGCCUGCACCUACUGCCCGGAGCCGCCGACGCCGAAGCCGAAGCCGCCGGCGCCGAGGCCGCCGACGCCCGGCGGCGGCGCCGGGUCGUGCCCGCGCGACGCGCUGAAGCUGCACGUGUGCGCCAACGUGCUCGGCCUCGUGAAGGCCAAGAUCGGCGCGGUGGCGCCGUACGAGCCCUGCUGCUCGCUGCUCGACGGCCUCGUCGACCUCGACGCCGCCGUCUGCCUCUGCACCGCCAUCAAGGCCAACGUGCUCGGCCUCAACCUCAACAUCCCCAUCGACCUCAGCCUCAUCCUCAACAACUGCGGCAAGAUCUGCCCAUCCGACUACCAGUGUGCUUAAUCACAUUGGGACACUGCAGCCGAUCGAUCGAUCGAUCGAUUGACAGUGUGCUACACGUCGUCUACAUGUUUUUGUUGGUUGGUUUACUGUGAGCAGUCUGAACUCUCUGAACUUUGGAAACUGUCUGUUUUGUCUUUGUUUAUGCUUGCAAAGUUUAAUUAGUUCUGGGAAAAAACCAUUGGCCAGUAUGUAUUAUUACAUGUGUAAGUGUUGGUUGUGACCCCGGGUGAUCAGUUUACUGGUCAAUAUAUAUGUAUUUUUUGUGCUUAUGAUCUGUUAUGGUUCAGAUGUCAAUCGAAGUUGCAAUUAGUAUUUUCUUUUGUAAA
Oryza sativa Japonica Group (Japanese rice) is the source of this 833-nucleotide messenger RNA. RefSeq names its product 14 kDa proline-rich protein DC2.15. The record is from RefSeq and is a predicted model, not a curated record. Lineage: Eukaryota; Viridiplantae; Streptophyta; Magnoliopsida; Poales; Poaceae.